GCAUUUUCAAAACAAAGGACCACAGAUUCCAGCAGCACACUAGCAGCUGUCUCACAAUGACUUCUGUUGCUUUUAGCUGACAUUUUUCACCGGAAUUAACAGAAACCUUGUAGUUGUUGUUGUUGUUGUUGUUGUUGUUGUUGGUGUUUUAUUCCCUCCAACAUGGCGGGUCCGCUGCUGGAGUUUGAGACGGAGAUGUUCCUCAGUCUGUUUGAGGUUGACGGGCUGCUGGUGGCGGCGGAGGGCAUGGGGAUAGACCGCAUCCUGCUGCAGUUCAUGCGGGUUUACUCCGAGCAGGGCAGCCUGGUCCUGCUGCUGAACACCACCACACCUGAGCAGGAGUAUUUCACAGAGCAGCUGCGAGCGGAGGGUGUGACCCACCUGCCGAGGACGGUGACCAGCGACGUGCAGAGCGCUGAGAGAUACAACGUGUACACAGAGGGGGGGGUGCUGUUCGUCACCAGCAGGAUCCUGGUGGUCGACUUCCUCACCGACCGCGUCCCCGCUCAUCUGAUCUCAGGCAUCCUGGUGUAUCGUGCUCAUACAAUCAUCGAGUCGUGUCAGGAGGCCUUCAUCCUUCGUUUGUUCAGACAGAAGAACAAGACGGGCUUCAUUAAAGCGUUCACUGACAAGGCCACGUCCUUCUCCUCCGGAUUCUGCCAGGUGGAGCGUGUGAUGAGGAACCUCUUCGUCAAGAAGCUCUACCUUUGGCCCAGGUUUCAAGCGUCAGUGAACACAGCGCUGGACAGACACAAGCCGGAGGUGGUGGAGCUCAACGUGUCGCUGACUCCGGCCAUGAGGGCCAUCCAGAGCUCCAUCCUGGACAUCAUGAGCGCCUGCCUGAAGGAGCUGAAGCGCUACAACCCCAGCCUGGAGGCCGAGGACCUCUCCCUGGAGAACACGCUGGGAAACGCCUUCGAAAAGACGAUUCGUCACUACCUGGACCCCCUGUGGCACCAGCUGGGGUCAAAGACCAAGGCUCUGGUCCAGGACCUGAAGGUGCUGAGGGUGCUGCUGCUCUACCUCACCCAGUACGACUGCGUCACCUUCCUCAAUCUACUCGAGUCUCUGCGCUCCAGUCAGAAGAACUUUGGAUCCAACUCAGGGUGGUUAUUCCUCGACUCCAGUACCUCCAUGUUUAUGAACACCAGGGGAAGAGUGUACCGCUUCCCAGAGAGCAAGAAGAAAGUCAAACUGGGAGUGGAGGCAGAGAAACCGAAGCCAUCCUCAGAGGUGAAACGGCAGCUGGUGCUGGAGAAGAGCCCGAAGUGGGAGGCUCUGACCGAAGUACUGCAGGAGAUCGAGAAGGAGAACAAGAUCUCUGAACAUGAACCAGGUCGGGUUCUGAUCUGUGCCAGUGAUGACCGGACCUGUGCCCAGCUGCAGCAGUACAUCCGUCUCGGCUCCGACUCGCUGCUCCACCGCCUCUACGCCCGCACUGUCGGCAAAAGUGACGCCGCUGCAGCCGCCGCCCUCGAUCUCGAUUGCCACAAAAAGGGCAACAGCUGGUCGAAAAAAGGAGACAAGGGAAAAGAGCCGGUGCAGAAAAAACCCACAAAGAGUAAAAAAAGACCCUCGCUGACUCUGACCCAGAUGGUGGUUAAGGACGGGGCGGAGGAGGCGGCCAUGAUGGGCAGCAGUGGAGACGAGGAUGAGGAGGAGGAACAGAUGAAGCUGGAUUUGUCAUCAGAUGCUUAUUAUGGAGUUCUGAAGGAGCCGCUGACUGUCAUCCACCCUCUGAAGGGCCUCACUGACCCCCACAGCCUCACCAGGGUGCUUCACGAGGUGGAGCCCAGCUUCGUGGUGCUGUACGACGCUGAGAUCAGUUUCGUUCGCCAGCUGGAGAUCUACAAAGCUAGCCGGCCCGGGAAAACACUGAGGGUGUAUUUCCUCAUCUAUGGAGGCUCCACGGAGGAACAGAAGUACCUGACGGCGCUGUCCAGGGAAAAGAAAGCCUUCGAACACCUCAUCAGGGAAAAAGCUACCAUGGUGAUCCCAGAGGAGAGGGAGGGGCGGGAAGACACUAACCUGGACCUGGCAAGGAAUUUAGGGCCUGCAAACGCCACCACCAACACCCGCAAAGCAGGAGGUCAGGAGCAGCCCAAAGAGCCGUCCCGAGUCAUCGUAGACAUGCGUGAGUUUCGCAGUGAGCUGCCCUCGUUGCUGCACCGCCGCGGGCUGGACAUCGAGCCCGUCACCCUGGAAGUGGGCGACUACAUCCUGACCCCGGACACGUGCGUCGAGCGGAAGAGCGUCAGUGAUCUGAUUGGCUCCCUGCAGAGCGGCCGCCUCUACACUCAGUGUCUCUCCAUGACUCGAUACUACAAAAGACCAGUGCUGCUCAUUGAGUUUGACCCAGCAAAACCCUUUUCCUUGAUGGCACGCUCUGAUUUCCGUCAUGAGAUAUCGGCCAAUGACAUUUCUUCCAAACUCACCUUACUCACUUUGCAUUUCCCUCGGCUCCGUAUUCUCUGGUGCCCGUCCCCCCACGCCACUGCCGAGCUCUUCGAGGAUCUGAAGAAAGGUCGCCUGGAGCCGGAUGGUGCCGCGGCUCAGGCCGUCACAGCCGAGUCAGACAUGGUGGCCGAAUCAGCUGACCUCUACAACCCCGGGCCGUAUGACUUCCUGUUGAAAAUGCCUGGGGUUAAUAUGAAAAACUACAGGGCUCUUGUGAAAAACGCAGACAGCCUGGCAGAUUUAGCCAAACUCAGCCAGGAAAGGUUGGCAGAAAUACUGGAGAAUGCUAAAAAUGCUAAGCAGCUGUUUGAGUUUCUGCAUAAUGAUGCUGAUGUCCCUGCUCCUGUGCAGAAGGGCAAGCAGACAUGAUGGGUGUGGAAAUUGAAUUGCUUCAAGAGGGAUUAAUCAAAUGGGCUUUCUUCUUCUUCAAAGCAUCUGACUUAUGUAAUUAUAAUGUUCCUGGUAUCAGGAGGAUUAGUUUUCAUGUACAUUUUGAUGAUAAUGGCAUGAUCAUGCAGACUGAAUUCACACCGUACAGAAUGAGUCUGUCAUCAAAAAGUAUUAUAUUUAUGUACAGAAUGAACUGAUAUACUGCAAUGUUUUUUCUAUUGUAUUUUGUAAACUACUCUGAAAAUGGGACAUGUUCUUAAAUAACUUGGCAAGAAUCAAAUAAUUUAUAAUUGUUUUGUUUACCUUUUUGUUUAAAUAAAUAAAUCUUUCUAGAA
Gymnodraco acuticeps is the source of this 3182-nucleotide messenger RNA. It is a transcript of the gene ercc4, whose product is annotated as excision repair cross-complementation group 4. Gene Ontology annotation, molecular function: single-stranded DNA binding; single-stranded DNA endonuclease activity; damaged DNA binding. Gene Ontology annotation, biological process: resolution of meiotic recombination intermediates; nucleotide-excision repair involved in interstrand cross-link repair; double-strand break repair via homologous recombination. The transcript has 10 exons. Bases 163 to 2826 code for a protein of 887 amino acids. The record is from RefSeq and is a predicted model, not a curated record. NCBI's taxonomy places the organism in Eukaryota, Metazoa, Chordata, Actinopteri, Perciformes, Bathydraconidae. Gene Ontology annotation, cellular component: nucleotide-excision repair factor 1 complex.